Messenger RNA from Mesorhabditis spiculigera, 2343 nucleotides. The record is from the annotation of a GenBank genome assembly. NCBI's taxonomy places the organism in Eukaryota, Metazoa, Nematoda, Chromadorea, Rhabditida, Rhabditidae.
AUGGUGUUUGAAUCGCUAGUAGCCGAUCUACUCAAUCGCUUUCUCGGCGAUUUCGUCGAGAAUCUCGACUCGUCGCAGCUCAAUGUUGGAAUUUGGGGCGGCGAUGUGAAGCUUGAGAACCUCGAAGUGAAGGAGACUGCCCUCGAUGACUUGGAUCUCCCAAUCAAGCUCAAGUUUGGCUAUUUGUCAUCGUUGGUUCUCAAGAUCCCGUGGAAAAAUCUCUACACUGAGCCGGUGAUCGCUAACAUAGACGGACUACAUUUGAUUGUGGUCCCGAACAAAGGCGUCGUGUACAAUGAAGAAAAGGCAAAGAAAAAUAUCACCGAAAUCAAGCAAAAGACGUUGGCCCGUCUAGAAGAGGCUCGAAAGAACAGGCGCAAGCCGGCCGACCCGACAGCCGACUCUUUCGCUGAAAAGAUGGUGACUCAAAUCAUCAAAAAUCUGCAAAUCUCCAUCUCGAAUAUCCACGUCCGCUUCGAGGACAAGUGGACCAAUCGGCACCGCCCGUUCGCCGCCGGCAUCACACUGCAGAAGCUCGAUUUCCAAACCACCGACGAGAACUGGUUGCCCACCAUUCACAAGGAGACGCUCAAAAUUAUCCACAAGCUCGUCAGCCUCGAAAAUCUGGCCGUAUACUGGAACUCGGACGUGACGCUGUUCUCCGAUCUUUCGGAUCGCAAGGAGGUCAAGGAGAAGAUGCUGGCUACAAUUACCACAAAGAACAACCGACCCGAGGGCUACAAAUACAUCUUGGAGCCGAUCAAAAUGGAGGCCAAGCUGCAGCUCAACCAAAAGCCGGAGACAGACGGAAGCGGCUGGUCGAUCCCUAAAAUUGACCUCUCUGUCGACAUGAAGGCGCUGGCGUUGACGAUUGGAAAGUUCCAAUAUCAAGAUGUGCUCCUUUUCCUGGAGGCUCAGGAGCGCUUCACACUGGCCGGCCAAUAUCUCAAAUAUCGGCCUGCGCACGUCGUUGAUUACAAAGGCCACUACAAGACCUGGUGGAAAUUCGCCUACACUUCCAUUCUGGAGGAAAAAGUUCGGCGGCGUCGCCGAAACUGGAACUGGAAGCGUAUGAAGGAGCAUCGGCAACUUGUGCGCGAUUAUCGGGAUGCCUGGGUGAAGCAUCAGACCGAGAAGAGCCCGGGCAGCCAUGUGACGGAUCUUGUCAAAAAGGCGGAGGAUCGUCUUGACGUCUUCAACAUCAACAUUGCUCGUCAACAGGCCGAGAUGGAGAUUGAUCGAAAGGGUCUGACGCGUAUUGAGGACCAGCCCCCAAGGAAUUAUGGGCUGGGCCAAGAGCUGAACAAAGACGUCGUCUCCCAGUUUGAGGAGGCGAUGACGCCUGAGGAGAAGGCGAAACUGUUCGAGGCCAUCGACUACCAGGAAAAUAUCCCGCCUACCAACUACCCCAAGGAGUACGUCGAGAACAAGUUGUCGUUCCGCCUUGGCGAGAUCGCGAUCAACGUCGAUCAUGCGGUGUCGAUGAAAUUGCUGCAGCUCGACGCCUACAUUGCUCAGCGUCCAAGUGCCGGCGCCAUCAACAUCAAGUCCGGCAUCAAGGAGCUACGAAUGGACGGUUGUGGCGCGGAAAUGUUGCGAGUUCGCGACGCGACGAAACCGUGGCUCGACCUGGAAGUUGACACAAAUCCGCUUCACGGGAAAUACGACCAAAAGGUGGCGCUCUCCAUCGCUCCGGUCACCCUCAAGUACCACGCGCCCGCCGUCAAUGCAGCCGCCGACGUGUUCAAGCCGCCAGAGUCGGUGCGGUUGAACCAGCUGACCGCUGCGGCCAUGUCGAGAUACGAGGAGGUGAAAACUCGCUCGGUUACCGGCCUGGCCCAUGCCGUCGAGUUCAAGAAGAAGCUGGUGCUCGACAUUUCCAUCAACCCGGCGACGCUGUUGAUUUCGGAAGGCGGCGUGUAUGCCCCUGAAAAGCCGACAAUCAUGGCCGACCUCGGUCUGCUGACUAUCACGACGGUCGACCAGCAAGUCCAGGAAGGGAUGGACAAGAUGGCGCGGCUGCGUGAGAUGGCCUACGACAAGUUCCGGGUGAAGCUCAGCAAUGUAGUGAUUGCGUUUGCGGAGGAGAUGGAGAAAGCGCAUGAGGCCAUCAAGCUGCCCGAAUCACCGCUGCACAUUUUGAAGCCGACGGGUCUGGACAUUCAGUUCCACAAGAGUGGCGUGGAGGAUCUGAGCUUGCCAAAGAUGCGAAUUAUCGGCGACCUUCCCGACAUCGUGGUCGUCAUUUCGGACAAGCGUCUCCUGAUGCUGAUGGACCUCUCAAUUCCAUCCCCACGCCGAAGCCCGAAGAAACCCCGGAAAUUCUCGAAGAUUUGCCGGCGA